Molecule: messenger RNA, 1332 nt
Organism: Phaedon cochleariae (mustard beetle)
Lineage: Eukaryota; Metazoa; Arthropoda; Insecta; Coleoptera; Chrysomelidae
Source: the annotation of a GenBank genome assembly
AAUGAGGUUCUAAAAACUCUCAAUAUCGACACCGGCCAUUUUACAAUACUCGGUAGUUGGAAUAAUAAAAUUUCAAAAUUAAAAUUGUAAUUAAAUGUCAGAACCACAGUCAGCUCUUCUAUUAAGAAAACAGCUAGCAGAACUGAACAAAAACCCUGUUGAGGGGUUUUCUGCAGGCCUUAUAGAUGAUAAUGACAUUUAUAGAUGGGAAGUACUUAUAAUAGGUCCUCCAGAUACUUUAUAUGAAGGAGGAUUCUUCAAAUGUCACCUGUAUUUUCCUAAAGAAUAUCCUCUUAGGCCACCUAAGAUGAAAUUUGUGACAGAAAUUUGGCAUCCGAAUAUUGACAAAAACGGUGAUGUCUGUAUAUCUAUUCUUCACGAACCAGGUGAUGAUAAGUUUGGUUAUGAAAAGGCCUCGGAGCGAUGGUUACCAGUACACACAGUAGAAACUAUACUAAUUUCAGUUAUUUCAAUGUUGGCCGAUCCAAAUGAUGAAUCACCCGCAAAUGUCGAUGCUGCAAAAGAAUGGAGGGAAUCGUAUUCAGAGUUCAAAAGAAAAGUGGCAAGAUGUGUCCGGAAGUCACAAGAACAAGAGGAGUGUUAGUGUAAUGACUAUUAAAAUUAAAUUUUAAAACAAUUAUACAGUGGUUUGAUUCUUGACCUGUUGAAAUGAAUAUACACUUUAUAUGUCACUUCUGUAGUUUUUUAUACAGCAUAAAAUGUUUGUAUUCAUAUGGAACUUCAACACUUCUCGGAUCAAACGAUCAUGUUUCUUUUAAUUUUGGGAUCUCAUAACAAUCAAGGAGAAUCACAGUCAGGAAUCUGAGGAAAUUAUUGUUCAAUAAAUGGUUUGUUUGAUGUUUUUUUUUGCAUUUUAUUGUUUCAUUAUCGAUUUUGUUUGUAUAAGAAUAGGUGAAUGGGUUGAUAAACUAAUGGAAUGGACAUUAGUUUAUCACAGCCGACUAUUAUAUUGACUGAUACUUUUUUGUCGAUCUUCAUCUUAUUAUUUUUGAACUAUUUAAUCGUACUUUUAACGCUGAUAUUUCAAUAAAAAACUAUUUGAAAGGUCUGAAUUAUUUUUUAUUGUAUGUUUGAUAUAAACUCCCCGGCUACCCGACCGUCGUGUUCUUUAAGAUAUGGUAUUCAUUAAGUUGUGCUAUAUUUUUGGAUUCGUAAACUUGUGUAAGUUAUUAUGAUCAGGUUGUAACAAUUAUAACGAGAUACAUUAAAAUCACCAUAAGAUACGGAAAUGUCAACAUAACUUGUAACUGCUCUUUAGAAAUGUAAAUUUUGCUGUAACUGUAGGUACCGUAAUUAAGUAAAUUUUAUUAU